Diatraea saccharalis (sugarcane borer) is the source of this 2912-nucleotide messenger RNA. NCBI's taxonomy places the organism in Eukaryota, Metazoa, Arthropoda, Insecta, Lepidoptera, Crambidae. The record is from the annotation of a GenBank genome assembly.
CAUGUUUGGCCUGUGUGUGUGGUGCUUUGAUUCCGUUCUCUUUUCUUUUCUAUUUUUUUUUUGUAGUAAAGAAAGUUAGAGGUGCAUUUUAAUGAAAUUUUAAAUUAAGACUUUUAUAAAAAACCAUCGCGUAAGCAACUACCAGACAAUAUGUCGCACAGGGAUUCGGGACCCGUCCCCAGUCGGUGGCUGAAAUGCCCACGAAAAGCCACCGGACUUGUAGCUGGAAAAUUUCUAGCUUUCAAAACUCCUUUGGGAUCACAAUUUAAUGAUAAAGUGCCAGAGGAAAACCGUUUCACACCUUCGAUGCUAUUUGUAUAUAUGAAAGCCUUGAAAGUAAAACUCGGAUUAUGGGUGGACCUAACAAACACCAAUAGAUUUUACAACAAACAAGAAAUUGAGAAUAUGGAUUGUAAAUAUGUGAAAUUACAAUGUCGUGGGCAUGGGGAAACACCGUCUCCUGACCAAAUUAAGUUGUUUAUUGAGCUUGUAAGUAGAUUUCUAAGUAAAAAUCCUUUGGAAGUGAUAGGUGUCCAUUGCACACAUGGCUUUAAUAGAACUGGAUUCUUGUUAGUUUGUUAUAUGGUGGAACAGCUGGACUGCAGUGUGGAAGCUGCAUUGAGUGAAUUUGCUAGGCUAAGGCCUCCAGGAAUAUACAAGCAGGAUUAUUUAGAGGAACUAUACCGACGUUAUGACGAUGCUGAAUUUACACCUGCCGCUCCACUGAGACCUGAUUGGUGUAACGAGGAAGAAGAAAUUGAUUAUGAUGACGAUGAUGACAAACCGUGCAAUUCACAAAGUGAAAGUAACUCGUCUCAGGGUUCAUCAAAAUCGAAGAAAGGAAGGCGGGAAACUACUCACAAAAAGGCCACAUUCAUGCCUGGAGUCCGGGGUGUAAUGCCUUUUGAUACUCAGCCAAGACUCAGUGAAAUACAAAAGAAAACACAAGAGUACUGCGAAUGGGAAACGACUGGAUUUCCUGGCUCACAGCCUGUGUCUAUGAAUAUGGCGAAUUUGAAAAAGUUACACCAGAAACCUUACCGAGUAUCAUGGAAAGCGGAUGGUGUGAGAUAUAUGAUGUUAAUUGACGGCGAAGGGGAAGUGUAUAUGCUAGACAGAGAUAACUGUGUAUUUAAAGUGUUUGGCUUAAAGUUCCUAUACAAAAAAGACCUUAGAAAACAUCUAAGGAAUACUCUAUUAGACGGGGAGAUGGUAAUAGACAAAGUAGGGGAUAAAGAAAUACCAAGAUAUUUAUGUUACGACAUAAUAAAGUUUGAAGGUCAAGAUGUUGGUAAAAUGGCUUUUUUCCCUGUCAGACUUAAUUGCAUAGAAAAUGAAAUCGUCAAUCCCAGACAUCAAGCUAUGAAGGAAGGCAUUAUAAAAAAGGAACGCGAACCUUUCAGUGUUAGACUGAAACAAUUCUGGGAGUUACCAAUGGCACACCAGUUGCUCGGUGAAAAAUUUGCCAAAACACUAUCUCAUGAACCUGACGGACUUAUAUUCCAGCCUUCUAAAGAGCCAUAUGUAGCGGGUAGAUGUGACGACGUUUUAAAAUGGAAGCCUAGCAACAUGAACAGUGUAGAUUUUAAGCUGAAGAUAGUAAUGGAGGAUGGGCGAGGAAUAUUGCCUAAAAAAGUAGGGCAUCUCUUUGUUGGGAAAUAUAAUCUUCCUUUUGCUUCUAUGAAAGUUACAAAAGACAUAAAAGACCUUAACAACAAGAUAAUAGAGUGCACAUUUAAGAACAACGAAUGGGUGUUUAUGAGGGAAAGGACAGAUAAAUCGUACCCUAACAGUUACACUACAGCUGUGGCUGUGUGCAACAGUAUAAAGGAACCGGUGACUAAAGAAAUUCUAUUUGAUUUCAUUGAUAACCACAGAUUCCAUGACGAUUCAGAUAUAAUGCCUCCUCCAAAGCGCAUGCGUCGAUAACUUCUAUAAUAAUAGUACAUAGCUAAUGUAAGUUGAAAUUAAGUUGAAGUAUCACCUCAAUUAUAUUAUGAAUUAGUCUUAUUUAUACCAUUUUCUAACCCAUGACGAAAAGAGGUGUGUUAUAAGUUUUCAGUUCUCACUUAAAAAUAAAGUGUUUCGGAACUUAUUCAUACUUAUUGUGUUAGGUAAUUUAACUAUUCACAGAAUAAAUAAAUAUGAAGAUGACUAAAAAUUAUUAAACUUAUGAAAUUGUAUUAUUCAAAUUGAAAAAAGUUCUGCAUAAUUAAUUUCGUGUCAUAUUUCCUAAAUCAGAUGUCAACGGUCAGUGCAAAUCUAACGGAAGAAUUCUUUAAACGCCUUACAGAAGUAUGCGUUACGUGACUGAUCUUACGUCGUGUGUGGAAAGUUGAAUCUCAUUUCAUAUAUUUGUUAGUUCUGACGUUCCGUGACCGACAACGCAACGGGUGUAUUACGCAAAGCUCGGUGUAGAUGGCAGCACCAGCACACAUAGUAAUAAACAAACAUUUUGUCAUUUGGAAAUUGAUUAACAAAUGUUCCUUUUUCUUCUUGCAUCCAAAUAUACAAUCUUUAAUUAAUUUCACUUGAAAAGAAGACUUUCAUGUAAUAAAUUAAAUUAAAUGUAAAAUUCUUACUGUGCGUAUUAUAACUAUACUCUUUGCUCACUAGUCUGUAAAUAACAUUUGAUUUUUAUAAAAAAUAAUAUUACAUGUGCUAAUGCUGCAAUCUGCCCACUGGAAGGUGCAGUAAUACAUCCUUUUACACUAAGCAUUGUGUAGCGUCCGGAAGAUCCGUCAAGUUUCGACGGCAUAGAUAUUUGUUAGUUCUGACAUGUUCCACGACCGAUGAGAUGCCUCAUAUCUUCCGUCAGAUAUGCAACUACCUAGACUUAGUAUGCAAGGUACAAUGUACUUCAACAUAUUAUUAGUUACAUUAAUUUAACUGUUUUCAAUAAAAUACUUUGU